AUGGCUAUAUUCCUGUCAAUCAAAGUUCAUUUCCAAGGUGUGUUCAUCAACAAACCUUUUUGCUAUUCUGAUGGUGCUCAUCAUGUGUUCGAGAACGUUAAUUUUGCUGGUAUGUCAUUUAAUGAGUUUGUGGGUUUUCUUGAACGAUUCACACAAGAGAAGUGUGAGAAAGUUUAUUAUUGUCAACCCGAUUUACAAAUCCCAGAAGGUUUAACCUUGAUUUCGAAUGAACGUCAAUAUCAAGAAUUUAUAGACAUUGCUUAUCAAUGUGGAGUACAAGUUUCUGUUUACAUGGACCAUUUUGGUACUACUGUGCAUGUAACGAAGGCAAAUGAAAAUGAAAAUGAGGAUGAUUGUUCUGUCAAGUCAAACAUGUGA
This is a messenger RNA of Lactuca saligna, 378 nucleotides long. The record is from the annotation of a GenBank genome assembly. Lineage: Eukaryota; Viridiplantae; Streptophyta; Magnoliopsida; Asterales; Asteraceae.